Messenger RNA from Ipomoea nil (Japanese morning glory), 2811 nucleotides. Its product is annotated as endoplasmic reticulum metallopeptidase 1-like. Gene Ontology annotation, molecular function: metalloexopeptidase activity. The transcript is spliced from 13 exons. NCBI's taxonomy places the organism in Eukaryota, Viridiplantae, Streptophyta, Magnoliopsida, Solanales, Convolvulaceae. The record is from RefSeq and is a predicted model, not a curated record. Gene Ontology annotation, biological process: proteolysis. The coding region runs from base 47 to 2737 and encodes 896 amino acids.
AGUAACGUUAUAUAUAUGGUGAGUUGAAGGAUUAUUAAAAAAAAAAAUGGCGGAGAGAUCUGGGUAUGAGAUAUUGGUGUUGUUUGCGUUAGUGAUAUGUGGGACUUGGGGGGUGCAUCAUUAUCAGUUUAAGGUUCUGCCGGAGGCCCUGAGCCCGGAGGAUGCCGGCGACACAGGCUUCUCUGAGGAGGCCGCCUUGGCCCAUAAUAAGGCAUUGAGUUCACUCGGCCCCCAUCCUCUCCCCUCCGCCGUUCUCGACUCUGCCCUCCAGUAUGUGUUGAACGCAGCAACAACUAUUAAGGAAGAGGCAUACGAGGAUGUAAACGUGGAAGUGGAAUGUUUUCAUGCAAACACCGGUGUUAAUACUCUCUCCGGCGGAUCAUAUUAUGGGAAAACCCUGGUUUACUCGGAUAUGAAGCAUGUUCUAAUCAGAAUAUCAUCAAAAUCUGCAGCAAGUAAACUAAGAUCAGGCGAGGAGGACAAUGCUAUUCUUGUUUCUGCCCAUGUCGAUACGGUUUUCGCAGCGGAAGGAGCUGGGGAUGAUAGUUCUAAUGUUGCUGUUAUGUUGGAGCUUGCUCGUGGGCUUUCUAAGCAGGCCAAUGACUUCAAGAAUUCUGUCAUCUUUUUUUUUAAUACUGGGGAGGAAGAAGGCUUGAAUGGUGCUCAUAGCUUUGUAACUCAGCACCCUUGGAUUAAUACUGUCAGAGUGGCUGUUGACUUGGAAGCCAUGGGUAUUGGUGGGAAGUCCGGAAUAUUUCAGGCUGGUCCUGAUCCAUGGGCGGUUAAGAAUUUUGCUAAAGUGGCAAAACGUCCAUCUGCCCAGAUUGUGUCACAGGAUUUGUUUGCUUCCGGGGUAAUAAAAUCUUCAACUGAUUUUCAAGUGUAUAAAGAGGUUGCUGGUCUGUCCGGUCUGGACUUUGCAUUUACAGACCAAACAGCUGUCUACCACACCAAGAAUGACAAGCAUGAGCUUUUGAAACCCGGUUCGCUUCAGCAUCUGGGUGACAAUAUGCUUCCAUUCCUGCUUCACGUUGCAACAUCAACUGAUUUUCCAACAGGGAAGAACAAUCUAUCCCAAGGAAAUUCUGAGGAAAUAGUGGAUACAGUUGUAUACUUCGACAUUCUGGGAAAAUUCAUGGUUGUAUACCCACAAAGUUUAGCUGAUAUGAUCAACACAUCAGUGAUAGCAUUAGCCCUUUUCGUGUGGUCUUCAGUGCUAAAGAUGGGAGGGCUUUCAUCUCUAGUUUCACUGGCACUUUCAGUUUUGAGCAUUCUACUCAUGUGGAUAUGCUCUCUCGGGCUCUCCGUCCUGGUUGCUUAUGUCCUUCCAAGUAUAUCAGCAUCCCCGGUUCCCUUCAUUGCGAGUCCAUGGCUCGUGAUUGGCCUGUUUGCAGCGCCUGCUCUUCUAGGGGCCUUCGUCGGUCAACACGUGGUGUAUCUCGUUCUUCACAAGUUCUUGUCAUACACAUUCUCAGAAACCAAGGGGUUUUUGCCUCUUUCUUUUCGAGGAGACGAGGAAGAUGUGGCUGUGUUAGAGUCUGAAAAAUGGAUGUUUAAAGCUGGUAUGUUGCAGUGGCUGCUUGUCCUGGCUGUCGGGAAUCAUCUCAACGUUGGCUCGUCUUAUUUCGCCUUGUUUUGGAUGGUCUCCCCUGCAGUUGCUUAUUUCCUGUUUGAAGUACUGGCGGAGUCACCCAAGCCACUCAACCCACUAACUGCGGCCAUAGGAUUGGCUGCUCCAUUAGUAGUUUCUUCGGGUGUGUUUGUUACGCUGGUGAAUACACUCAUUGGGAAUUUAGUUCGGUUUGUAAGUAAUCCUGGAGCCCAGGCAGACUGGAUAGCUACUGCAAUUGUUGCUGCACUUAUUGCAGCUCUAGUAUGCUUGACAAUGGUUUAUGUUCUUCCAUACAUUCACAAUUCAGGUGCUAAAUACAAAUUUAUAGCCACUACCUGUAUCGUGUUCCUCGUCUCGCUUGGCAUGGUGGUGGAGAACAUGGUUCCAACCUUCAUCGACGACACUGCAAGAGCUGUAAAUAUUGUGCAAGUGGUGAAUACUACAGGGGAGGGUAUGGUGACACACAUAUCUCUGUUUUCGACGACUCCGGGAGGGUUGGAGGUGGAGGCUGAAAAGCUUGGAGGAGGAUUGGUUUGCGGCAGAGAGAAGGCGUUUGAUUUUGUAACAUUCACUGCCUAUUAUAGCUGCUGGAGUGCUGAACAUGGGUGGAGCAAUAAUGCCCAGAUUCCUGCGCUUCGUGUUGCCAGUGAUUCGCACGGAAAUGGUGACGACAUAUCUACUUUAGUCAAUAUCAAUACAGAACAUUCCACUCGCUGGUGCCUCAGCAUUAACACAAAUGAAAUCCAAGACUUCCAGCUCCAUGAUGAAAGUGGGGAGUUGGUUUCGCGCGGCGACAAGAACAGCGUGAAUGGUUGGCACCUUAUGCAAUUCGCAGGAGGGAAGAAUUCACCAACCAAGUUCGACUUGACUCUCCACUGGCACAAAAAUAGCUCUGGGAAAAGGAUAGUGAAGGGAUCUGAAGGUGGUGAAGUGCUGCUGAAACUGAGAGCAGAUGUAAAUGCAACAACUCCAGAACUGGAUAAAAUACUGGAGAAGAUGCCUUCUUGGAUUUCUCAGUAUGGGAAGUCAACUUCACCCUAUACCUUUGCUUACUUCGAUACUAUGUAUGUUGCAGACUCUUCUCUAACAAUGGGCACUUCAGUUUCUGUGGCAAGUGAUGAGUAGAAGUAUCUAUCACCCUAUGGGUUGUAAUAAAUUUCUACUACAAAUAAUGAAAACAAUCUUGUAAUUUAGCCGUA